Molecule: messenger RNA, 760 nt
Organism: Penaeus chinensis
Lineage: Eukaryota; Metazoa; Arthropoda; Malacostraca; Decapoda; Penaeidae
Exons: 4
Coding region: 96-629 (177 amino acids)
Source: RefSeq, a predicted model, not a curated record
UGCGAUCGGCGCCCCGCAGAAUUUGUAAAAGCGCAGUUGGGGCCUACUACCCCGAGCGCAUCGGUCCGGAGCUGAAGGGGAAGCCUGGGACAAAGAUGCGCUUUUGUCUUCCGGUGUUGGCUGCCGCGGCCGUUUUGGGCUGCGUCAGUGAAGCGAAGAUCGUGGCUUGGAAUCUGCCGGAGCCCCGCCUGUCCCUCGUCAGCGGUAGACUCAGCGCUGCUCUGAACGGACCGAAGGCUAUGAAGCGCGUGACCUUCCUCAUGGCCGUAAACAGGCGAGUGACCUUCAGGAGCCCUCAGCACAAAGUCCGUCUUUUGUGUCAGCUAAAUGAGGACGGAGGCAAAAGCUGCUCGGGCACAGGAGGACCAACCGUGUCACCCGAUGACGUUAUCUACUAUGGCAUGAAAGUCAGACUCUCUCGCAGAAAGUCAACUCGUUUUAAGAAUAAAAAAUGGACGCCGCCUGUAACGACCACGACGACAACUACAGCGAAUGGAACGACCGAAUUGACGACCCUUCCCCCCGGUUGGGUGUCUUCCAUAACAAUGAGUUUUGGAAAGACUUACGACCUGCCUUAUCCUGGAGCUGGACGCGGGUUCGGUACCAUGGCCGUGGUAUCGAAUGGAUAAAAGAUAGCGAAUAUCUCCCUUAUUGGGGUAUAAUGGGGUAUAAUAGGUGUGGAGAGAUAUGAGGGGCAUUUCCCAGCAUUUUCACUUUUGAAGUUGGGUCUUGUGUUUUAUUAAAUUGGAUGUUUGGUUGA